Molecule: messenger RNA, 987 nt
Organism: Phytophthora nicotianae INRA-310
Lineage: Eukaryota; Oomycota; Peronosporomycetes; Peronosporales; Peronosporaceae
Exons: 1
Coding region: 1-987 (328 amino acids)
Source: RefSeq, a predicted model, not a curated record
AUGACUCACAGCACUCUGUCCCCUCCGAAUAUCAAUCGGUUGGGUGACAGCGUUAUUGGCGGUGUGGUGCAACGUACAAGACCAGUGUACAACAGGACAUUUGCCAUGGACAAGACCAGCCCUGACCGUCAAAAUCAGACGAUCUCCAUGCCCUGCUUCAAAGCACUGACGCGCACACCUAUCGUCUCAAGCCGUAUCAGCCAAGAAUCGACCUCUACGAUGGACCUCAAAAGUAUUUCGGAGCUGUUGGCCGAAGCCAAAAUCGAGCUCCGCCGACAGCAACGACGAGUGAACACAGCUCGAUACAGAAAGAGACAAAAUGUCAAAGCUAUUAAGCUGGAAGAAGAUAUCCGAUCUCUCCACGAAGGAGUAGAUGAGCUCGAGUUACAGCGUCGACUCAUUGCUGCUGGAGUGCCGCUGACAAACACACUCUGGAACGUUGCGGCGGAGUACUUUCGCCUUUUUCGCAACGGAUACAUGCCAGCAGUGUCCGUGUCGAAUAAAUUUACCAACAAUUACAACGGAGAUAAAAAUGGAUCGUAUGUUCAGCAAGACUUUCUCAGGGAUACCACGUCGCCAAACAUUGUGUGCGGUGGCGUGGUUGGUGUUGAAGCGCUACUUGAACAUUGGCGAGCCACGUCCUCGUACUUUCCAGACAUCGAAGUGGGACUUGUGCGUCUAGAGCAAAAAUAUCGGGGUAUGCUACUCGCCACCACGAGAACGAAGUUCACAAUUACUGAACACUCUUUGCGUCGCUGCUUUCCACACCUGAUCAAUUACCGCGAUAUGUGGACCAAGCUACUGAACCAGCAGCUUGUCAUCCGCGGAGAGGUGUGCUUUAAGUGGGAAGCCGACAACCACUGCGUCAUCGAAUUGCUACAAAGAGGGGAUUUACUCACACCGGUGCUGAAGCUUGUAGGCAGCCUAGAGGAUGUAGCACUAGUAUUUGACAAGGCUGGUAUCAGUCCCGAGUGUCAACUGCAGUAG